AAGAAACCUCCAAGGAUGACAGAGGAAUGGGAAAUGAGGAGAGGAAUGCUGGACAGUUCUACCAUGUGUGUGACAAAGAUGACAGUGGCACGGCUGUUGCAAGGGCUGGAGAGGAAUUGCACCCGCUUGACAAAUGCAGAGUACAACAGCCAGAUGGAGAAUCACACGUGGGACCUGGUGUACUUGCCAAAUGGGAAGAAGGCAAUACAGUGCAAGUGGCUGGCAAAAAUCAAGACGGAUGAGAAAGGAGGGCCAUCACUGAUCCUGCUGAAGAAACCUCCAAGGAUGACAGAGGAAUGGGAAAUGAGGAGAGGAAUGCUGGACAGUUCUACCAUGUGUGUGACAAAGAUGACAGUGGCACGGCUGUUGCAAGGGCUGGAGAGGAAUUGCACCCGCUUGACAAAACCGACCGAGGUGGAGAGUUUCUAGGAGGAGAUCUGACUGCGUGGCUCAAGAAACAAGGCAUUGAGCAUCAGCUAACGACGUCCUAUACCCCUCAGUCAAAUGGCGUUGCUGAGAGGGCUAAUAGGACCAUCCUGGA
Messenger RNA from Closterium sp. NIES-67, 541 nucleotides. Lineage: Eukaryota; Viridiplantae; Streptophyta; Zygnematophyceae; Desmidiales; Closteriaceae. The record is from the annotation of a GenBank genome assembly.